Messenger RNA from Ambispora leptoticha, 220 nucleotides. Lineage: Eukaryota; Fungi; Glomeromycota; Glomeromycetes; Archaeosporales; Ambisporaceae. The record is from the annotation of a GenBank genome assembly.
GCCGCUCACACCAUAUUAUGAAAAUUGCGAAUGUAAUAAUGACAAGAUUGAUGUUGUCUUUAUCAUUUAUUAUACUUCGCUUAUAUUAUCUUUUUCCUUGUAUUGCUUGUACGAGGCUUGUUAUGACUUAUUUCCGAAAGAACUCGCAAAUUAUGAGCGUUACUAUAGCGCGCACUCCUUCUGUUUCUCACCGUUCGGAACUCUUGAUCGGUGUCCCUAA